AUGGCAGAGGCGACGGCAGCGGGCGGGGCGCUGGCGUUGACCGACGCGGCAAGGACACUCACAGACGAAGAGGUAUGGGACGUAGGCACGGCCUUGGGGCGGUUGGACCCGGAGACCCGGUCCCUCGUAGCAACCGCGCUCCUGCUACCCGUGCACCAACGGCAGGCGCUCCAACUGAGACUAGCGGCGCUGCCCGAGAAGAAGUUGGAGGCCAGAGACGGACCAACGGAUCCGGCCAUCGCCAAAGUGACGGAAGUGGCGGUCAGCGGCGGGGCGCCGUACUAUGCCGGCAUCUUGCCGCGGGGCUUGGCAGAGACGCGAAGCUACGAAGUGGGGGAUGCUAGGAGCCAGUGGUUUUACGUGCUGAAGCGGGCAACGGCGACACGCCAGUUGGAUGGGCGCGGGAACACAAGUGGAGCACCCCCGCGAGCGGCCGACAGCGGUGGGCACGAUGUCGGUGCCCGGAGCAUGGGCGGUGAGGAGCCGGCCGCGGUCACCGACGGCGCUGCCGAUGCGGCGCGGCGAUGCCCCGCUCGGGCGGACGGGCGGAAAAAGGCAGCCAUGCGGUCCGCCAGGGCGUUGCCCAGGUGCUGUGCCGGAGCGUUGCUCAGGCCGACUGCAACGAACGCCGGCCGGGUCGAAAGGAGACCAAACGAAGCGCGGAAAAAGGGGCGGACGAAGGAGCAGACGCGGGCGGAGAGGGUUGGCGGGCAGUGCGAUAGCACGGAGUGGAGCGUGCGAGGGGCGGGCAACCGGCCGCCAGGUGAUGCUGACGGCGCCCGAACGCGGCGCCCAGGAGGUGGCCGGCGGAGGCAAGGGGGAAACGAAACGGCAUCGGGAAGGACAGCAGACCGGAGGCCAAGCAUGGCCGCGGAGCCCGCCAUGGCGAACACACCGAAGCGGCGGCGGCGAAGCGAUGCCCGCCGACCGGCCGCAGCCGAGUUGCGGUCCGUGGCCGAAGUGCAUGGGCGGCAGGUGCGAGACGAGGUGAGCGUCGUGGGCUAUCUGCUGCUGGUGGAUGAGAGCACCCACCGGGCGGAAGUGCAGAAUCGAGGCAGGACAGAAGCGAAGUCGGUUUGCAAUUUGCUGGUGGCCGACUCGUCGGGCAUGGUGCAAGUGACGGUGUGGGCCGAGAAAGCCGAGCAGGUGCAUCCGGCAGCACGCCGGUGGCUGCAAGAAGCGCCCGACGGGCACUUCCCGGGCGUCGCCUUGGCUGGGUUGCAGGUGGCGGCCUAUCGCAACAAGACGGUGCCAGCGCUGAAGCGUUUGCAAUCAACGGGGCGCAGCAAAGUGCUGCCGAGCGGGGGCAGCGGAAUCUGUGCGAUCCGCCCACCGCCGCAGGCGCUGCUGCAAGACAGCCGCGCGUUGCGCGAGCCCGGGGUGACGACAUGUGUCCGCGGGACCAUAGGCAAUAUGAAGGAGUUAGUGUUCAGUCAGGACGACAUCGGCAUGCGCAGCCUCGAGCUUUGCACGGAGGAUGGCUGGAAAAUUCCGACCAUGUUGCACGGAGCCGUGGCAGAGGAAGACGGCUUGGCAGAUGGAAUGCAAGUGAUUUUGUUCUUCGCAGAAACGAAGGCGCCAUUACCCAAUCGGCAAGAAGAAGGAGGCCGCCUGUGGCUGUAUGAAAGCGGCUUCGUCCUCAUUUGUGGCCCUGAUCCCCGCCCGGGGCGACCAUGUCGGCAGCUCCGCAUUGGGCACCCGACGGGCGAUGCCAGUGACAGUGGGCCGGCAGACGGCGUCAGUUCGCCGGCAGUGUCACCGGCAGAGAAUGAAGAAGAGGAGGACGGCAGCCGGUAA
Molecule: messenger RNA, 1797 nt
Organism: Cladocopium goreaui
Lineage: Eukaryota; Dinophyceae; Suessiales; Symbiodiniaceae
Source: the annotation of a GenBank genome assembly